AUGGGCAACAAGAAAACUGACGAGGAAAUUUGCUUCGGCAGAAUCAAGGACGUUCGCCGUCGUCCUCGAGCUGGCACCCCAACCGGUGGCGCAGCUCCCCCUCCGCCUUCCGGCGGCGCCUUCUCGUCCCUGUCUUCUGCCCCAGCUGCCCCAGCGUUCCAAUCCACCUCAUUCAACUCCGCACCCUCGACUGGUUUUAGUUUCGGACAAGGCCAGAGCCAGAGCUUCCCAGGCGCUAGCUCAGGGCCCACCCAGCCCGCUCAAGCUGCAUCGGCCCCGUUCUCCUUCGGCGAUAGUGGCUCGACCGGUUUCAACUUCUCGUCCUCGGGCUUCGGCAGCUCUGCUCCAUCGACUAACCCAUUUUCUUUCAACGCGGCCACUCCUGCCCCCCAGUCGACACCCGGCGCAUCCACGAGCUUUGGCGGGUUUAGUACUCAGCCGACAACCCAGUCAUCUUUCUCGAACGGCAUCUUCGGAGCACAGCCGAAUGCAAGCGCCCCGGCAAGCACUCCUGUCUUCGGACAAGCAGCUACAGGCUCCCCCGCGAACCCUGCUUCAGAAUCCAUGCAAAUGUCGCCCGACGCAAAGCCCAAAGCGCCUUCCUUCAAUGGCAACUCUUCGGCUGAUCCCCAAAAGAAAAUCUGCGGGGGCUCGUCUGGGGCUUCGAAUUUGUUCUCGCCCAAGCCUGCUGCUGCACCGGCCAGCAAUCCAUUCGGAGGUUUGAAUGCCGCUCCGACUACUGACAAGCCCUCCAGCGAUAAGGCAGAGAGCUUCGUAGCUAAGCCUGCUUUUGGUACGCAAUCGACUACUCAAACAACACCGGCCAAGCCAUUCGGUGGACUCUUUGGAGCAACUCCUGCUGCGUCUACUCAGGAGCCUGAGAAGGCGAGCACCCCAAGCGUCUUCUCAUCAACGCCUGCCUCUCAACCUGUAGGCGGCAAUCUUUUCGCCCCCAAGCCGGCAUCUUCGGACUCCGACAAAGCGAAUGCUCCCAAGCCUGCUUUGAACAACAUUUUCUCACCAAAGCCAGCCGCAGAAAUCCCUGCGCCUAGCAACCCGUUCGCUCCGAAGACGGCAUCUGAACAAAACACUGCUGCUGCCUCCCACAACGCGCAACCUUUCAAAAUCCUUUUCGGUGGCGGGGGUUCCUCGCAGCCUACAUUCGGUAACAUGUCCCCGGCGAAGCCUGCCAAUGAGGCCACGAAUCUAUUCGCUCCGAAGGCACCGACGGAUCAGGCUUCUGAGAAGCCUGUCGAACCUUCGCCCUUUAAGGGUCUUUUUGGUGGAAAUUCUACCAUGUCCCAGCCUUCCGAGUCCGAGAAGCCGGGGUCCAUCCCCUCGGCUACUGCAAGCUUGUUCGCGCCCAAGCCAACUGAGGAUCAAGGGUCUGAGAAGCCCGCGAGCCCUAAUCCCUUCGGGUCACUUUUCGGCGCCAACUCUGCCACACCCAAGUUCUCCGAGCCUGAGAAAGCUCAAUCAACCCCUGCUCAGAACUUGUUUGCGCCGAAGCCAGCCGAUGAACAACCCAAACCCGCAGGUGCUAACCCGUUCGGGUCUCUUUUCGGUGUCACUUCUGCACCUAUUUCAUCCGAGCCCAAGAACCUUCAACCUACUCCUACCGCGGCUCCCAGUCUUUUCGCAUCAAAACCAGCUACAGAGCAAACAUCCACGAGCCCUGCCAAGCCCUCGUCGACCCAGCCGUCUGGCAACCUGUUCGGUGGAAAAACCGCGGCACCUGCAUCUAACCAGUCGCAAACUUCACUGGGUACCCCAGGCCUCUUCAGCUCUCCUGCCAAUUCUGCCUUGGAUCCGGCGGCCCGACUUCCGAAGUUUGAUCUUCCCACCGGUGCAAACGAAGUAACUCCAAAUUCGGAGUUAUUCUUCAAAGUCAAGUCUCUUGAUCAUUUUUUCAAGCAGCAAUUGCUCCAGUGCGAGCCUGGAAGCGAUGCCUUUGACAACCUGGUCCUCUUCUACUUGAAGGCCCGUCAGGCCAUGGGUGCCCCUCUCAAACCCAAGGGUGCGGUCAAGCUGAAAGGCAAUGUGUCCUCAGUGAAGUUAACUCCCAACGCACAAAAGCCAGCAGUCACUGCUGAUGCUAACUCUUCAAACACUGCGCGUUUGUUUUCGCAGUCUUUCUCGUCUCCUGCCAGCAACCCGGCUCAGUCGGCCGAUGGGCCGUUGCAGGCGAAGAGCUCUGCAGCUGCGGCGCCUAAGGCAAACCCCUUUGCCUCUCUCUCCAACGGGAAUGCCGUCGCUGCUCCCAAGGAGAAUCCUUUUACGAAUAUUUCUAUUGGGAAUGCCUCCACCGCAGCCGAGAAGGCACCAAGUGCCUCUGCUCCUGGAGCGCCUAAGUUGGCUGGCAACAUGUUUGCCAAUCCCAAGCCUUCAGGUACUCAGGCUACAUCUGGUCUUCCGAAAUUCGGUAACGGUUCUGCUGGUGUCGAUUUCAUGGCCCAGUUCAAGAAGAAGGCAGAGGAAACUGAGGCCAAAGAGAAGGCUAAGCGAAAGGCGGAAGAUUUCGACUCGGACGAGGAUGACGAAGCAGAUUGGGAACGCAAAGAUGCCGAGAAACAACGCGAAAAGCGUGCGAAGCUUGAGGGUAUCUCCACGAAGAAAUCCGUGUUCGUCCCUGGGGAAGGGUUCAAGUUUAUCGAUGCUGAUGAACCAUCUCCAUCCGAUUCUGGGGCCAGUGCUUCUCAGCCUGCAGAGAAGUCCCCUUUGACUGCCGCUUCUCCUGCCCCAUCUACUACUUCCAUUUUUGAAUCGUCCAGUCGCCCUCUCUCCAACUCUCAGAACAUUUUCGGUCGUCUUUCUGCAACUCCACAGCCGUCCGAUAAUGCAAUGGAUAGUGACGACUCCGACAACGAGGCCAAGGACGGCUCUCCCAAGCGUCGUGCUUCUGAGGCCAGCGGAGAUGAGGACGAUUCUCCCCGCAAAUCCAAGCGAAACAAAGCGUCUGAGAUUUCUGAGACGACUAAGUCGAGCUUGGACACACCCAUCCCGGCUCCGACCGCUGCUGCUGGACGCAGUCUGUUUGCUCGAAUCGGGUCACCGGCGCCCCAGAAGGAUUCUCCUAGCGCCACAUCAAGUCUGUUCUCUGCCAGUUUUGCCAAGACAAACUCUUCUCCUGCCGACAACACCUGGAAGCCCAACAUGCCCAUUAAGUUCGGUGAUUCAACUGCAACCCCUGCGCCUACUCCUGUGUCUACCCAGGCCUCCAGCGUUGCCAAUGGCACCUCCGAGGAUGCCACACCUGAUGAAGAGGCCGCCCCUGGUGCUAUCUUUGACCUGUCCAAUGCAGUCAACGGCGAACAGGAUGAAAAGGUCGAAUUUGAAUGUCGGGCUCGUGCAUUCAAGUUGGCUACGGGUUGGACUUCUCAGGGCACUGGCAUCAUUAGACUCCUCAAGCACCCCGAAACCGGCCGCUCUCGAAUUGUCCUCCGCAGUGAUCCCGGUGGAAACGUCAUCCUGAACACCUACCUCCAGAAGGAGCUUGACUAUGCGAAGAUGAACAACAGUGUGCAGUGCAUGGUCCCACAGCCCGACGGCAAGCCUGAACACUGGGCCAUCCGUGUCAAGGCCGAGUCCAUUGAAGGUCUUCACAACAAGAUCCAGGAACUCAAGAACUAA
Messenger RNA from Penicillium cinerascens, 3630 nucleotides. RefSeq lists its product as uncharacterized. The coding region runs from base 1 to 3630 and encodes 1209 amino acids. NCBI's taxonomy places the organism in Eukaryota, Fungi, Ascomycota, Eurotiomycetes, Eurotiales, Aspergillaceae. The transcript has a single exon. Gene Ontology annotation, biological process: intracellular transport. The record is from RefSeq and is a predicted model, not a curated record.